AUGGAUCUACGGCCAAAUCGACAAAAAAUUGUGGAUGCUUUAAUUGCAUCGGGAAUACAAUUUCCUGAAUCAGCAACAAUGAGCCAGUUAAGAAGUUUAUAUGAUUCCCUAAAUAUGAAUGAAACCCGUAAUAAUGAGCCAAUUCCAUGUGAUGUAAUGAUUGCUUCUCCUGAAACUCUUGAUUUAACUUCCGAUUCCAGUAUUGCUGUAUUAACAUCUGAAAAUUCGAUUACGACUUCCGCAGCUGUUUAUACAUCUUCCGUUACAACUUCCGUCACAACUUCCGUUACAACUUCCGCUUCUUUUACUUAUGCAAAUCCCAUUAUAAUUUCUGCAAGAAUGCCUGAAACAAUAUUUGGUGCAGCUUCUCCUUCAGCCGCUGCAUUAACUGAUGCUACAUCAAUUGUAAACAAUGGAUUACCAAGGUGUACUUCUGUUUAUUCAAAUUUAUCGAGAACAGUCCCUCCUGUUACUAAUACUACUGCAUCAUCUCAAGAAUUAGAGCUUGAAAAUCAAAUUAAGAUUUUAAAAAUGCGAUGUGAGAUGAUAAAUCUACAAAAACAGCUUAACGAUUUGGAACAUAACACAGUUAGUAAUAUGCACAGGAUUAAUUACGAUGAAUUAGACAAAAUGGUUCCGAAAUUCGAUGGAAAUAACGAUGGUGAUAUUGUGAAAUGGUUUAGAAAACUUGAGGAAUAUACCUAUAAUUAUAAUGAUGAAGAAAGACUAUUAUGUCUUAAGUGGUUAUUGCAAGGAACAGCUAGAGAAUUUAUGGAGAACUCAAAUAACUGGACAUAUGGUGAUUUAAAAGUGUCUCUGUUCAAAAUAUUUAGAAGGGAUAUUACUCGUGAGGAUGUAUAUCGCAAAUUACGUACACGCACUUUGAAACCUUCUGAAUCCUGCAUUAGUUACAUCAUUUCCAUGCAAACCAUCGCAUCACAAGCUGAAAUUGAAGGCCAGGAACUUGUUGACAUUAUUAUUGAUGGUAUGCAAGACAAUUCUAACAACAUUUCCUUAUUGUAUGGUUCAACUUCUGUGGAAGAAUUGAUUGCUUGCAUUGAUAGAUAUGAAAAACGUCGUGAGAAAACACAAGUAAAAAAGCCAAGUAACAAUGACAAUAAACAAGAUUCCAAACGCUGUUUUAAUUGUUCUCAAUUUGGUCACAUGAAAAGUUCAUGUCCGAAACCUAUACGUCCUCCUGGGUCAUGUUUUAUUUGCAAACAAAUGGGACAUAUUUAUAAAAAUUGUCCUAACCGUCAACCUGUUUCAGCAUCUAUUUUUCCAGAAACGAUCGUCAAUACUAAUGAUGUAGUUGAUCCAAUGUUAACGGUGAGUGUGGCAUUUUUCAUACCUCUAAGAAACAAAUAUGCUAAUUAUUUUAAUGUUUCAUGUCUAAUUGAUUCGGGUAGCCCAAUUAGUCUAAUUUCAAAUGCUGUUGUGCCAAAAUCCAUUCAACUUUCUGAAGAUCUUCUUCCAACUCGUUAUGUUGGAAUUGGAAACUGCAAUGUGAAAAUACACGGCAAACUUUUAUGUUCAAUUAAAUUUCAAAAUACAGUUAAAUUUAUUGAAUUACUUGUAAUACCAGAUAAUGAUAUAAAAAUUCCUGUGAUUUUAGAUGAAAAUAAUGUACGCAUAUUUGAUUCUACAGAGGAAAUAAAUAAUAUAGAAGAAAUUUCUUUGGUGUCUAAAAUUAAUGAUAAAGUUAACUCAGAUUUUCAUGUGGGUAAUGGACAAGAAAAUUCAAAAGAUUACAUUAAUUAUAAUUUGAAACUUAAUGAGGAACAAAUAUUUAAAUUAAAAAACAUAGUUGAUAAAUAUUAUAUGAAUCCAACAGAUAUUAUUAAAAAACCACAUGACUACACCAUGAAAAUUCGGUUAUCUGAUAAUGUGCCAGUUUAUAGUCCUUCUCGUCGUUUAUCAGUACGAGAUCGUGAUGAAGUUCAAAACAUAAUAUCUGAUCUGCUGUCUCGAAAUAUUAUACGACCUAAUUUUGUUUUGAAGAACAAUAUACAGCACAUUAAAGUAGCAGUAGCAUCUCCUCAAGCUAAUGGUCAAGUUGAACGAGUAAAUCGAGUGAUAAAAGGGAUUUUAAGUAAGAUAAGUAAUCCAAUUGACCAUGCUGAUUGGUCCUUAAAAUUAUCUCAAGUUGAGUAUGCCAUAAAUAACACCGUACAUAGCUCUACAAAAGACACACCAAGUAAAUUAUUAUUUGGUGUGAAACAACGCGGUACAAUAAUUGAUACUUUAACAGAAUAUUUGGAUGAUAAGGUAGAAACCCAGGAUGGUCGAGACUUAGUAUCACAACGAUUAAGAGCAUUAGAUGAAAUUGAACGAUCUCAGAAACACAACGAGAACUAUUUUUACAAACGUCAUGUACCUGCUAAACAAUAUUCAGUAGGAGAUUAUGUUGUAGUCAUGAAUACUGAUAAUACUGUUGGUAAAAAUAAAAAAUUUAUCGAGAAAUAUCGCGGGCCUUUAAUUGUAGAAAAGGUAUUAUCUAAUGAUCGUUAUAUUAUAAAGGAUGUUGAUAAUUGUCAGCUUACUCAAAUUCCUUACAAAGGAAUUGUAGAAGCUAAACGACUUAGAAAAUGGGUAACACCAAAUUAA
Molecule: messenger RNA, 2607 nt
Organism: Calliphora vicina (urban bluebottle blowfly)
Lineage: Eukaryota; Metazoa; Arthropoda; Insecta; Diptera; Calliphoridae
Exons: 3
Coding region: 1-2607 (868 amino acids)
Biological process (GO): proteolysis; DNA integration
Molecular function (GO): nucleic acid binding; aspartic-type endopeptidase activity; zinc ion binding
Source: RefSeq, a predicted model, not a curated record